Molecule: messenger RNA, 1449 nt
Organism: Penicillium salamii
Lineage: Eukaryota; Fungi; Ascomycota; Eurotiomycetes; Eurotiales; Aspergillaceae
Source: the annotation of a GenBank genome assembly
AUGGCAGAACUGUACCAAGGCAGUGCUGCCUGCAACCGCCAUCUCCUGGAUCUUCCCAAUGAGAUCCUCCAGGAGAUUGCAGGCCAUCUCCCCACUGACUGGGAUGUUCUCCACCUCUCGCAAACUUCCAAGGAAGCAAUGGGCAAAAUCUUUGCAGGAGAGUCCCGAGUCUGGCGAUACCGAUUCGGAGCCAAUUACGAGAUUCCUCCAGGGAAAACCUUCGCACAGCUCAAAAAUGAGUAUGUCACUCGGGCCAUCGUGUUGGGAAGAACACUGGAUUUCAGACAGAGAGAAGAAUGGGCACCCAAAGAAGAACUGCGACAAGACUUCUGGAUGGAAAUUGUGCAGACCAUGCUUCAGGAAAUCCUGACCCUACCCACCAAGUCGCUCGAUUCCUCCUACACCCUCGAUUACCUCAAAGCCACGCUCAAGGACAGAGCUACCUUCCUCCAAUUUCCAAACGAGCGAAAGCAUCGCACAGAGUUGUUCUAUGCCCUGCAGCUGUGCCUGUCCGCAGUAGCCCUCGACCCUAACAUGAAACAGCACUGUCGACGCAGUGACUAUGACAUGGAAACAAUCUACUCCAUUGACAAAGGACUCUUGGCCAACCACGAGGCUGACGAUGAAUUCGACAAUACCAAUGAAUCCGAUACCUCGAGCGGGUCAACUACGCCCGUCUCAACCGCCAGCUCGGAUGAAUCUGACUCAGAAGACCAAGAACAGAGCUCAGAGCCUUCAUCCGAAGCAAGUCAACUGCCCGUCAUCAUCAGCAAGACGCCUCGGUCUUUCGUUGACCACGAGAACCUCGAUCUCGACAAGUUGUUGCAAUUCCGGGCAUUCUGGCAACGUCACCUCCUCAGCAGUGUCGAAAACACCUAUUACGACUCCUACAUGGGACUCGAAGAUUGGGUCCGCCCCGGGGUCCGCAAGUAUGAUGCCAGCGAAGGAUCCAAGCUGAGCACUUUCUGGUUGGGAUACUAUUCCUGCAUUCACCCCUUUCCCACCACACUGGAAGAACUUGAAAACCGCCAGACCUGUGCAGCUCAUGGCGAAGGACCGGAACUUAUGACCCUCGACCUGGAGGAAUCCUCGGACUUGUUCUGGCCUGCAGCUUGCAACAAGAUUGUUCCUCUCUAUGAAGGCCUCAAGACCAAGCGUGUCCCCUUCGCAGGAAAGCAGGAUACAUACGCCACCCAGGAAGAAAACCACGUCUUCGGCUUCCUUGAGCAUAUGGAGGUUGCUUAUGGCGGGAUCAGUGGUUGGCAGCGUAUCUGCUUUACUAUCUGCGAGCGGCUCGGGGACGAGUUUGCUGAAGCGAAAGAUGGCACUGAUGGCUGGGUUCAUAUUUAUGAGGCUCUUCUCAUCCCCGGUGGACGGCUGAUGGUGGGCCGCUGGGUGGACUUGAAGGAGCCCUCGGCCAAGGGUCCUUUCAUCUUCUGGUGCACCUGA